This is a messenger RNA of Cucurbita pepo subsp. pepo (vegetable marrow), 1226 nucleotides long. RefSeq names its product transcription factor SPEECHLESS. The record is from RefSeq and is a predicted model, not a curated record. Gene Ontology annotation, cellular component: nucleus. Gene Ontology annotation, molecular function: protein dimerization activity; DNA-binding transcription factor activity. Gene Ontology annotation, biological process: stomatal complex development; positive regulation of DNA-templated transcription; guard cell differentiation. Lineage: Eukaryota; Viridiplantae; Streptophyta; Magnoliopsida; Cucurbitales; Cucurbitaceae.
UCUGGGUCCUUUUCUUUCCCUUUUUCAACACAAAAGCUCCAAACUUUGUGCUUCUUUAGCCCAACAGAACAAAAGGGUACAAACAUGGUUGAUAAUUUAGCUGACUUUUUCCAACAAAAUGAAGAAUUUGUCGACCAUACCACAAACCCCCAGUUGGAAGGAUAUGACCUCUUCAGCAUCUUUGAUAGUUUGGAGAAUGUUGCAGAAUUCAGUAUGAUCGAGGACGACACCGAGCUUGAGACUUCCCCUAAAACCAAGCGCUUGAAACUGAACGGUUCCGCUAUGGCUGGUGUCUCUUCCUCAGAGGAUGCAAACCCUGAUGGAGCACAAAGAAUGUCUCACAUCACGGUAGAGCGCAACCGUAGGAAGCAAAUGAACGAGCACUUGUCGGUGUUGAGAUCGCUCAUGCCUUGUUUCUAUGUCAAGAAAGGAGAUCAAGCUUCAAUAAUUGGAGGGGUGGUGGAAUACAUCAAAGAGUUGCAACAAGUUCUUCAAUCACUAGAGGCCAAAAAGCAAAGGAAAGUGUAUAGUGAAGUGUUGAGCCCUAGGGUUGUUUCAAGUCCAAGGCCUUUGCCAAUGAGUCCAAGAAAGCCACCACCACUAAGUCCUCGCCUUAACUUGCCAAUUAGUCCAAGAACCCCACAACCCACUAGCCCUUACAGCAAGCCUCCAAGGUUGCAACAGCCUCCCACCACCGAUAUGGCUAAUAACAACAUCAGCACAGUAGAGCCAUCGCCCUGUAAUUCAUCUUCCACCACAAAUUCCUCCAUUGACAAUGGUAACAAUGGUAACAACGGUAACAAUGAUCUUGUGGCGAAUUCAAAAUCCGGCAUAGCUGAAGUUGAGGUGAAGUUUACAGGUCCAAAUGUGGUUUUGAAGACAGUUUCUGCUCCAAUCCCUGGACAAGCUGUUAAGAUCAUUGCUGCCCUUGAACAACUCUCCCUAGAAAUUCUCCAUGUCAAGAUCACCACCGUUGAUGAUACCAUGUUUAACUCUUUUACAAUUAAGAUCGGAAUUGAAUGCCAACUUAGUGCAGAGGAACUGGCUCACCAAAUUCAGCAAACAUUCUGCUAAUUGAAGUCCAGAAUUGAAGGAGGAGGAGUUUUGGUUACUUAAUUGUGUCUGCACAAAGAGAAUCCUCUUUACAAAUUAAUGUAACUCUCUUUCUUCAAUUCUUUUUUCAACUAAAAUUCCUCUUUUCAUUUAUGUAAUAGAUAGAUGCAAUC